AUGUUGUCUGUGUCUGAGAGAACACUGAAGUUGUCAUGUCUAGUCCUGCUCACCUUUAUCACCACAUCCACUGUGCUUCUCAUGAGGUACUCCAGGACUGAAAAAGUACCUCAACAUUACCUUCCUAGUACAGCUGUGUUCUUAGCAGAAGUCAUCAAAGUCAUCACCUGUGUCUGUGUGCUCUACAUAGAAGAAGGUUAUGAUGUUGAAGAGGCCAGUGCCACUCUGUAUCAUGGUAUCACUGAUUGGAAUGAGACUUUCAAACUCAUCAUCCCAAGUGCAAUGUACACUCUUCAGAACAACCUUCUUUUCAUUGCAUUGUCAAACCUGGAUGCCCCAACAUACCAGGUGACAUAUCAGUUGAAGAUCCUCACUACAGCAAUAUUCUCUGUGAUGCUUCUAGGUCGAAAAUUGAAGACUCAUCAAUGGGUCUCACUGGUGCUACUCAUGAUUGGUGUUGCCCUUGUGCAGAUUCCAAAUGAUUCAUCCAAGAGUGAAACCCAUGAAUCUGCCAAGAAGAGAGGAUCUCUUUUUUUGGGACUCAUGAGUGUCUUCAUUGCAAGUUUUUCAAGUGGUUUUGCUGGUGUGUACUUUGAACGCCUUGUAAAGUUUGGUUCACAUGGAGGUGGAUCUGUACCGAGGCUGUCAAUAAGAAAUAUACAAAUGGGCAUUUUUGGUGUUCUUUUUGGUGCCAUCGCCAUGCUUUAUUCAGAUUAUUAUUCCAUAAGGCAAGGAGGGAUGCUUCAGGGUUAUAACCUCAUUACGUGGAGUAUCAUUGCACUACAGGCAUUUGGAGGCCUAGUGAUAGCUGUCACCAUCAAAUAUGCAGAUAACAUUCUCAAGGGAUUCUCAACCUCUUUCUCCAUCAUACUGUCAUCUCUCUGCUCUUAUUUCUUGCUCAACGAUUUAGACCUCUCCAACAACUUCAUUUUAGGCUCAUUUCUUGUCAUAUGUGCCACAUUCUUCUAUGGAUGCAAGUUCAACUAUCCUGAAAAGGAAGAGGUUCUUCAGCAGAAGGGUAUGGAGCUAAACUGGGGAGAUGCUCGAUAG
Molecule: messenger RNA, 1050 nt
Organism: Darwinula stevensoni
Lineage: Eukaryota; Metazoa; Arthropoda; Ostracoda; Podocopida; Darwinulidae
Source: the annotation of a GenBank genome assembly